AAGGGUUGAAAAUGCUUAUAAGCGUCACCAAAACGGUUAUUAGCCGGGGGACGGCGCUGGGUCACUCCUGCAGUGCCUGGGGACUGACGCUGGGUCCUCCAGCGCUCCAGGGCCAGCCUUCCCCGUGGGAGAGGCUGGAGGAGAGGAGCUGGUCUGGAAGGAGGGACUUGGUCCCCUCCAGGGCGGGACAGAGGGAGCUCGGGUUAGCUCUCAGUCGUGGUUCUUUCAUAAAAUCCUCCACUUUAGGGGAAAUCUGACUUUCAGCACCGACAGGUGCAUUGGUCUGGUGGCACCUGAGAGCAGAGCCAAGUGCAGGGUGCCCACGGUGUCCAUCUCCAGGACCCUGGGUCAGUCCCCAGGACACCACAGCCCUGGGAUAACGCAGUGGCAGAGAGGAUUAUUCCUUUGCAUAACCUGUUCCUGGGGCCGCCCCACCCUCCUGUCCCUCCAUCCACUUGUCCAUCUGUCCCCGUACCGGGGGUCCGCGUGGGGGUCCAACGGCCCCCCAGCCCCACUGACCCCCGCAGUCCCCCCACAGGUGCCACCAUGUUCCUGAAUAAGUGCGAGGGGGACCUGGGCGAGCUGCGGAAGCCGGGGGACAGCGAGGGCACCCCGCCCGCCUCCGCCGAGGAGGAGCAGCCCAAGAAGAAGCACCGGCGGAACCGCACCACGUUCACCACGUACCAGCUGCACGAGCUGGAACGCGCCUUCGAGAAGUCCCACUACCCCGACGUGUACAGCCGCGAGGAGCUGGCCAUGAAGGUCAACCUGCCCGAGGUCCGCGUGCAGGUCUGGUUCCAGAACCGACGAGCCAAGUGGAGGCGGCAGGAGAAGAUGGAGGCCAGCUCCAUGAAGCUCCACGACACCCCCGUGCUCUCCUUCAACCGGCCCCCCAUGACCCCCAACGUGGGGCCCAUGAGCAACUCCCUCCCGCUCGACCCGUGGCUGACAUCCCCCAUCUCCAGCGCCACCACAGUCCACAGCAUCCCCGGCUUCAUGGGAGCCCCCCAGGCCCUGCAGCCCCCCUACGGCGGGCACUCCUUCCUCAACACCCCCGCACCGAUGGCGCAGGGCAUGCAGCCCAUGGCCCCCGCGCCCUACCAGUGCGGCACCCCCUUUGUGGACAAGUACCCGCUGGAGGAGGUGGACCAGAGGAGCUCCAGCAUCGCCUCGCUCCGCAUGAAAGCCAAGGAGCACAUUCAGACCAUCGACAAGACCUGGCAGCCCAUUUGAUGAACGUUCCCCUCUGGCCCCUCCGGCCCCCCCGGCCCCGGCUCCUGGCCCCGGUGCCGGCUCAGCCCUGGGGCAGGUGAGGGAGGACAGUGGGUGCUCAGCAGGACCAAAGCCGGUGCUGGGCAGGAAUGCCAGGCUGUGUCUUCCCCCCGCCAAGCCAGCACUGGCAGUGGCAGGGAAGCCAGUCAGGUGCUGGCAGGACCCUGCUGCAGAGGAGCACCCUGGGGGAGCCCGUUUGCCUCGCUGUGGCACCAGCAUUGGCUGAGGAUCUGGCCGAGGCUCAGGCAUCCCACUGUGCCAGCAGGCCACGCACCACCCCCUGGUCGGACACCUCCUUUCCUCACACCCCUUCC
This is a messenger RNA of Lepidothrix coronata (blue-crowned manakin), 1586 nucleotides long. RefSeq names its product retina and anterior neural fold homeobox 2 (gene RAX2). The record is from RefSeq and is a predicted model, not a curated record. Gene Ontology annotation, molecular function: RNA polymerase II cis-regulatory region sequence-specific DNA binding; DNA-binding transcription factor activity, RNA polymerase II-specific. The coding region runs from base 547 to 1233 and encodes 228 amino acids. The transcript is spliced from 2 exons. Gene Ontology annotation, biological process: positive regulation of transcription by RNA polymerase II. NCBI's taxonomy places the organism in Eukaryota, Metazoa, Chordata, Aves, Passeriformes, Pipridae.